AUGGCUUCUCGGUUCUUUCCAUCGCGCCGAACGGGUCUUGCUAUCUUUGCAGGAUGUGUCUUGUUCUCGGCCUUGGCUGCAGCUAAUGCUGGUCCCGGAGAUCUCUCCGUGAGCCAGAUUGAAGACCAAUUGCAGAGCUGCCCGUUAGUUGAAUCACUCAACGAACACAAGCGUGCCACCCGCCCGGAAACUACCAGCCUGACCUCGAAGAUCUUCGCUGUUCUCUUCCCCAGCAGUCCUGCCAUCAAUGCGCUUUUGGCAACCUUGUAUAUCUCUGGCCCUCCUAACUUCCUGCUGGCACUAUGCCCACCCAACAUCGACCCCUCCUCUCUGUCCGUCAUGGUCGCUUUCGCCGUCGGCGGCCUGCUUGGUGACACCCUCUUUCACCUUUUGCCAGAGAUCUUUGUCGGUGAGGCCUCCCCCGAUCAUGUCAGCUUUGUCAUGGUUGAGCCGAACAAGAACCUCCUACUCGGCCUCGGCAUUAUGGUCGGUUUCUUCACUUUCGUAGCAAUGGACAAGACCCUGCGCAUUGCAACAGGCGGCGAAGCUCACGACCAUGCUCACGGCCACACUCACGCUGAGGUAUCUGCCGCAACUACCACAAGCGCCGAUUCCAAGAGCAAGUCCAAUGGGGAGCUGAAGCAGCGCAAGUCGACUGCCAAGGAUUCUACUCCCUCGUCUGAUGCCACCUCAGAGAAAGAGAUCAACCCUAGCGUCAAGCUCGGUGGAUACUUGAAUCUCAUUGCUGAUUUCACUCACAACAUCACCGACGGUCUUGCCCUCUCGUCCUCAUUCUAUGCCUCGCCAACGAUCGGCGCAACCACCACAGUGGCCGUUUUCUUCCACGAAAUUCCCCACGAAGUUGGUGACUUUGCCCUGCUUAUACAGUCCGGUUUCUCCAAGCGCAAGGCCAUGGGUGCCCAGUUUGUCACUGCUAUUGGAGCCUUCUUGGGAACCAUUAUCGGAAUUGCCGUGCAGGAAUUCGGUGGCAACGGAACCAUCUUGGAUGAUGGCUCUGCCGUUGGACUCAUGGGAACUAGUCUUACCUGGGGUGACAUGCUUCUUCCUUUCACUGCUGGUACUUUCCUGUACGUCGGCACUGUGGCUGUCAUUCCUGAGUUGCUUGAGACCGGCAAGGACAAGGGUGUUGAAGUGCGGAAGACUAUCACCCAAUUUUUGGCUGUUGCUUUGGGUGCGGGUAUCAUGCUUGCCAUUUCUUGGGAUUAA
This is a messenger RNA of Penicillium nucicola, 1227 nucleotides long. Its product is annotated as Zn(2+) transporter YKE4. Gene Ontology annotation, cellular component: membrane. The record is from RefSeq and is a predicted model, not a curated record. The transcript has 4 exons. The coding region runs from base 1 to 1227 and encodes 408 amino acids. NCBI's taxonomy places the organism in Eukaryota, Fungi, Ascomycota, Eurotiomycetes, Eurotiales, Aspergillaceae. Gene Ontology annotation, biological process: zinc ion transmembrane transport; intracellular zinc ion homeostasis. Gene Ontology annotation, molecular function: zinc ion transmembrane transporter activity.